AUGGAGACAAUGGAGAAUGAACAUGAGGAACAACGGGAAGAGGAACCGCAGAGGAUUUGGGGCGCAAAGGAUUCUUUAAGGAGGCACACAAAAGGUCGUAAAUCCAUUAUACCAUCCGCGUCUGAGGAAGCCCCAUUACUGGGUAAUGAUGGAGCACACGAGGGAGAGAGUCAUGAAGGGAAUGGGGAGGCUUUAUGGGAAGGGCAUGGAGAUUUUGCGGGGUUAACAUGGUGGCAUAAACCAUCUGUAUCCUGGCUUAUAUUGCCAUUCUUCUUUUUAGCUCUCGCAGUCGGUGGAAUCAUCGUACCAAAACUCAAUCUUAUCCUUGCCCUCGUAUGUCGAUCGUAUCUCGCAGAAAGAUCUUCUCAAGAUCCAAAUUUUCUAUUCACGCCUGUUUUACUUGGUUCCGAUAAUCCUCAAUGUCGAAUUCCUGAAGUACAAUCAUUAGUUACUAAGUUUACAUUGGCAAUCACUAUUAUCACUGGAAUAUUUAGCGCUGUUAUGUCCCCGUUACUUGGGGCUUGGUCUGAUCGAAAUGGGAGAAAGAAGAUUCUGGCGAUUUCUAGUCUUGGUGGUUUCUUAACAGAAAUCAUCACCAUUCUUGCAGGCAAAUAUCCGGAUACCGUUUCAUAUCAAUGGCUGCUUGCCGGUGCUGUCUUCGACGGACUUUGUGGUUCAUUUACUGCCGGUAUGGCACUCACCCAUGCAUACGCAGCAGAUUGUACUGCGCCUUCCAAGAGAGCGGUAGCUUUUGCCUACUUUCACGCAUGUUUAUUUGCUGGUGUUGCAAUUGGUCCUCUACUUGCUGCAGCACUGUUCCACUUAACUCAAAGCUUACUCACGGUGUUUUAUGUCGCACUUGGCAUACAUACUUUCUUUAUCCUUUUCAUAGUACUGGUAGUACCAGAGUCACUCACCCAAAAGCGACAAGAGGUUGCCCGUGAAAAGCAUGCUGCUGGAGGUUUACUUGUGGCCAAUCAAACUUGGCUCAGGAUAUUAAAGAACAAAAAUCCACUUGCACCUCUAAAAGUUUUGUGGCCAACCGGUGGCGGAAAUACUAAACAUGUUCGCGCGAAUCUUGUUCUACUUGCAACUGUGGACACUAUCAUUUUUGGCGUUGCUAUGGGAGUUAUGACUGUUAUGGUUUACUAUUCAGGCUACCAAUUUGGAUGGCGAACUUCAGAGACAAGUCUUUACAUGUCUGUUGUUAAUAGUACGCGAGUCUUUACGCUUGUUGCUAUCCUCCCUCUUUUUAAUUACCUCGUCCGAACUAGACCUCGCAACAGACUACGCAGAGAAUCAGGGUUCCCUGUACCAGAAAGCCACUCUGGCGCUGAUUCGACAGAUUUGUUCGUUGUUCGGCUUUCUAUUAUCUUCGAGAUUGUAGGAUAUCUAGGAUUCACACUAGCCCGCAGCGGUCCGCUUUUUGUGGCAUCUGGAAUCAUGGCUUCGAUGGGUGGUGUGGGUUCUCCAACAUUACAAUCAGCAUUAACCAAACAUGUACCCCACGACCAAAUAGGACAGCUCUUAGGAGCCACAGGCUUGUUACAUGCGUUAGCAAGAGUCGUUUGCCCUACGAUAUUCAACCUAAUUUAUGCUCAAACUGUUGGUACCUACCCCCAAACAGUCUUCUUGGUUUUAACAGCAUGCUUCGUCUUUGCAUUCACUUUUAGUUGGUUUAUUCGACCUAACGUAUCUUUGGAAACCUCAUUCCAGAAAGUACCAAGCUCCCAAGAAGCCAACAAUAGUCAAGAUGUCAUUAUUGACGAACAAAUUGCUGGUGUCUAA
Molecule: messenger RNA, 1788 nt
Organism: Sclerotinia sclerotiorum 1980 UF-70
Lineage: Eukaryota; Fungi; Ascomycota; Leotiomycetes; Helotiales; Sclerotiniaceae
Exons: 3
Coding region: 1-1788 (595 amino acids)
Biological process (GO): transmembrane transport
Cellular component (GO): membrane
Molecular function (GO): transmembrane transporter activity
Source: RefSeq, a predicted model, not a curated record